Messenger RNA from Closterium sp. Naga37s-1, 3378 nucleotides. The record is from the annotation of a GenBank genome assembly. NCBI's taxonomy places the organism in Eukaryota, Viridiplantae, Streptophyta, Zygnematophyceae, Desmidiales, Closteriaceae.
AUGGAGUUUCUGAAGAAGCUUCGUCAGCUGGACGCGUAUCCGAAGGUCAAUGAGGACUUCUACAGUCGCACCAUGUCGGGUGGCAUCCUCACGCUCCUCUCCUCCGUCGUUAUGGCCGUGCUCUUCAUUACCGAACUCCGCCUUUUCCUCCAGCCGAAGAUCGUCAACGAGCUCUCUGUGGACCUGUCGCGCGGAGAAACCCUCAAAAUCAAUCUGGACGUGACGUUUCCUCGCCUGUCGUGCGCGGUGCUGUCGCUAGACGCCAUGGAUAUCAGUGGCGAGCAGCACCUCGACGUGGUGCACAACAUCUACAAGCGGCGGCUGACGCCCAUCGGGCUGCCAGUGGAGGGGAUCGACUCGAAGCACGAGAUCGGGGCGAAGCAGCACGACGUGCUCAAGAAGCGCGACAAGUUUGGCAACGUGGUGCCUGACGACCAGGACUUCUGUGGCAGCUGCUAUGGCGCUGCUGAGACGGACGACCAGUGCUGCAACAACUGUGAGGAGGUGCGCGAGGCGUACAACAAGCGUGGGUGGGCCUUCAGCAACGCUGACGCCAUCGAACAGUGCAAGAGGGAGGACCUGAUAGACAAGAUCCAGGCGCAAGUGGGCGAGGGCUGCAACAUGUAUGGCGUGCUCGAGGUGAACAAGGUAGCUGGCAAUUUCCACUUCGCCCCGGCAAAGGUGUUCUACACGGCAGGCAUAUCCAUCUUCGACCUCGUCAUGUUCCACGACACUGUCUUCAAUAUAUCCCACACGGUCAACUCCCUCUCGUUUGGCGCCAAGUUCCCGGGAGCCGUCAACCCACUGGACAAGGCACAGUGGGUGCAGGAGGGCGAGUCAGGCAUGUAUCAGUACUUUGUCAAGGUCGUACCCACCAUGUAUACUGACUCCCACAACCACACCAUCGCCUCCAACCAGUUCUCAGUGACGGAGCAUUUCCGGCCAGCGCCAUCGCAUGACCAGCAAUCGCUGCCAGGAGUCUUCUUCUUCUACGACCUCUCCCCCAUCAAGGUGCAAUAUUCCGAACGCUACACCUCCUUCCUCCACUUUCUCACCAACGUCUGUGCCAUCGUAGGAGGCAUCUUCACUGAGGUGAAGGAAGGCACGAAGGAGAAGGUGGAGGGAGCCAAGGCGGGGCUCAAGGAGUCGAUGGAGUAUGCCAAAGCGGACAUGAAGCAGACCUUCGAGAAGCUCAAGCAACCCAUGAACAGGGAGAAGAAUCUGGAGGCUCGUGAUGAGGCGUUCGAGAAGAAGCUGGAAGCAACGAGGGAGAAGCUGGAGAGGAAGGAGAUCGCCCACGAACGACGCCAGGAGGCCACUGAAGAGGCGCUUCACAAGGUGCAUGCAUCCAAGGCGGAGAAGGAGGCGGAGAAGGGAACGGCUCAGCACGGAGUGACGCCAGGUGCUGCCGGUGCAACUGCUGCUGGCGUUGGUGCUGCUGGUGCUGGCGCUUACGGUGCAAGCCACGAGCGUGAGCGUGGAACUGGCCUGGGAACGCACGAGCGUGGUACUGGGACCGGUUACGGGGAGACUGGCACUGGGUAUGGUGCGAGCCAAGAGCGUGGGACUGGAGGUGAAGGCGUGAUGGGGAAGGUGAAGCACGCUGUGACUGGAAAGCCUUCUGCUGAGCACCAUGAGCGUGGCCCGGGUUAUGGUGAGAGUGCCACUGGCUAUGGUGGGACUGGCACUGGGUAUGGUGCGAGCCAGGAGCGUGGGACUGGAGGCGAAGGUGUGAUGGGCAAGGUCAAGCACGCUGUGACAGGAAAGCCCUCUGCUGAGCGCCACGCUGAGACUGGCACUGGGUAUGGCGAGACUGGCACUGGGUACGGUGCCACCCACGGUGAGCGUGGGACUGGCACUGGCUAUGGUGCGAGCCAGGAGCGUGGGACGGGAGGUGAAGGCGUUAUGGGAAAGGUGAAGCACGCUGUUACUGGAACAGGAGGUACUGCUGGUGAACGCCAUGCCGGCACUGGCACUGGUUAUGGUGAGACAGGACCUGGUUAUGGUGAGAGGGGGACUGGCUAUGGUGCAACCCAGGAGCAUGGCACAGGAGGGAUCAUGGGCAAAGCCAAGGAAGCUGUAACCGGCGAGCGCCAUGCUGGCACUGGCUCUGGCACUGGCUAUAGUCAGGGUGCCACUCACGAGAGGGGAACUGAGAGUGGUGCAGCAGGGACAGGAGGUGGUGGUGGUGGUUUCCUUGGGACGAUCAAGAGGGCGUUCACAGGAUCAAGUGAGCCCACGGCAGAGCGUCCUGUCGAGACUGGACGCACUGGCACUGCCGGGCAGGAAGAGAUGAGCCGUGUGGCCAGCUUAUCCAUUGGCUCCCGAGUGGCGGGUUUCGCGGGUCUCUGCGUCGCCUCAAAUCAGGACGAGCAGGGCGGUAAGCGUCGGCGACGUGGCGCACGCCGAUUUGCCGGACUGGUGCUGGUUUCGUCAGCCGCCGCUACAGCCACACCCGCUACAGCGACCCCUGCUACAGCUGCUACAGGGGAGAAGAAGACCUGCUGUGGAGGGAAGAAGCCGAAGGUCGAGGAGAAGAAGAAGAGCUGGCCGCAGAUCAUCCUAGAGGGAGCGGUGGCAGGAGGAGCAGCAGGAGUGACGGUAGAGACAGCCUUGUACCCGAUUGACACCAUAAAGACUCGCCUGCAGGUGGCCACCUCGGGAGGCGGUAUCAACUUCAAGGGGCUCUACUCGGGUCUCUCUGGCAACCUCGUUGGCGUGCUGCCGGCGUCAGCCAUAUUCAUAGGCGUGUACGAGCCGGUCAAGGCCUACCUUUUGAACGCCCUUCCUGAGAACAUCAGCGUUGCCGCUCACCUGGCAGCAGGAGCAGCAGGAGGCACAGCAGCUUCUCUCGUUCGAGUGCCCACUGAGGUCGUGAAGCAGCGCAUGCAGACGGGGCAGUUCCCCACUGCAGUCAACGCUGUCAAGACCAUUCUCUCAAAGGAGGGAUUCAGGGGGCUCUAUGCGGGUUAUGGCUCCUUCCUUCUGCGAGACCUGCCAUUUGAUGCCAUCCAGUUUGCCAUCUACGAGCAGCUUAAGAUCCAACUCAAGAAAACGCUGAAACGGGAGCUUAAGGAUCCAGAGAUGGCAGUGGUGGGGGCAAUCUCAGGUGCCAUCACAGGCGCUGUCACCACUCCCCUUGAUGUCAUCAAGACUCGGCUCAUGACCCAGGGGACAUCUGGCCAAUACAAGGGCAUCAUUGACUGCAUUCAGAAGACAGCCGCACAAGAUGGAGCUGGCGCUCUUUUCAAGGGUGUUGGCCCCAGAGUUAUGUGGAUCGGUAUAGGAGGGUCAAUCUUCUUUGGAGUUCUUGAGAAGACGAAGCAGCUUAUGCACAAGGCGUACCACACACCUCCCCCAUCAGAAGCGUAUUUCUAA